Molecule: messenger RNA, 753 nt
Organism: Haemonchus placei
Lineage: Eukaryota; Metazoa; Nematoda; Chromadorea; Rhabditida; Trichostrongylidae
Source: the annotation of a GenBank genome assembly
AUGUUCUUCUUAAUAGGGGUGGUGGCGAUCUUGUGGUCAAUUGAGACGGUAGCAGUACAGAAUGCUUCGUUCUCAGGGGCUCAAGGUGUUAUCUACUCACCCGGCUAUCCUGAUGACUACGGUAAUCAACUGAAUCAGUACUACAUAAUCACGGUGGAUCCCGGAUAUUUCAUUCAUCUAACGCUGUACGAUUUUGAGACGGAAGCUUGCUGUGAUAAGUUGUAUAUUUGGAAUGGAGCGGAUACUUCAGCAGCAACGAUUGCCAAUGUGUCUGGAGAUGCUACCGGGAUGACGUUUAGCUCAUCUGGUAAUGUAAUGACAUUGUUAUUCAGUACCGAUAUCACUGGGCAGGAGCGUGGAUUUGCUAUUCAUUACGAAAUGGUUCAGAAAGACACACAGUACUCGGAACCAAGCACAUGCCAAUCUGGACUAUUCACAUCUGGACUUGGGUUUGUGACUUCACCCAGUUGGCCGUCCAAUUACCCCAACGAUAUCACUUGCAACUACCUGAUGACAAUGCCUAAAGGCAGCAGAGUAAUGCUGACGUUCGUGGCGUUCUCGACAGAAGCAUGUUGCGACAAAGUCGAAAUUUACGAUGGGCCAAAUGCAACGUACCCGAAACUGGCUAUACUUUCCGGAAAUUCGGUGUCCAAUACGACAUACUAUUCAACUCAGCAAAGCCUAUUUCUCACGUUCUACUCUGAUUAUACUCAAAACGACAAAGGAUUCAGUGCCUACUACAAACAAGUCUAG